Messenger RNA from Nicotiana attenuata, 1677 nucleotides. RefSeq lists its product as uncharacterized. The record is from RefSeq and is a predicted model, not a curated record. Lineage: Eukaryota; Viridiplantae; Streptophyta; Magnoliopsida; Solanales; Solanaceae. The transcript has 3 exons. The coding region runs from base 103 to 1434 and encodes 443 amino acids.
UGUCCCUAGUGUAAAUCGCAUCAACUCAAAUACAAUUCCAAGUAUUUCAACAACACAUUAUUUACUAAAUAUCUCUGCAUAUAUUCAAAAAAAAGGAAGAAAAUGGCUCGAUCACUAUCUGCCAUUUUCUUCUUAUCAAUGCUCGUAUCAAUGGCUAUGGCCACAGCUCCUGGAAGUUCUUUAACGGCUGCCCCCGGCGGCCCGGUAAUUACUCCACCUGGGAUUGCUAACAAUCCGAGCCAUUCUCAUUGCUCUGAUGAUGAAAUUAAGCAAUGCAAAAAUCUACCUCAUGUUUGUCCCAAGUUCUGUCCUAAUGGCUGCAUAACUGAGUGUCGUUCUUGCAAACCUAUUUGCAUUGAUGGCCCAAUCCCACCUCCCUACACCCCUCCAACUACCCCAACCCCACCUCCCUACACCCCUCCAACUACCCCAACUCCACCUCCCCACACCCCUCCAACUACCCCAACCCCACCUCCCCACACCCCUCCAACUACCCCAACCCCACCUCCCUACACCCCUCCGAGUCCAACUACAUCUCCAAAGAAGGUUAAGUGCAAGAACAAGAGUUACCCAAAAUGUUAUAAUCAACAACAUACAUGCCCUACCACUUGCCCUGGCACUUGUCAAGUUGAUUGUGUCUCUUGCAAACCUGUUUGCAGUUGUGACACUCCAGGAGCAGUUUGCCAAGAUCCACGUUUCAUUGGAGCAGAUGGAAUUACCUUCUAUUUCCAUGGCAAGAAGGACAAAGAUUUUUGCCUGGUUUCAGAUUCUAACCUCCACAUCAAUGCCCAUUUCAUAGGAAAACGAAAUGAGAACAUGAAGAGAGAUUUUACUUGGGUUCAAUCCAUUGGUAUCCUUUUUGGUACUCACAAGAUUUCUGUUGGGGCACUUAAGACAGCAACAUGGGAUAAUGCCAAUGAUCGCCUCUUCCUCAACUUUGAUGAUGAAACUAUUGUUCUUCCCGACAACGAAGGCGCAAGGUGGGAGUCAGAAACUGGACCAACAGCCUCCAUUACUCGAACCAGCAGCACCAACGAAGUCGUGAUCGAAGUUGAAAACAUUUUCAAGAUUACAGCCAAGGUGGUGCCAAUUACAGAGAAAGAAUCCAAAGUUCAUAACUAUGGCAUAACACAAGACGAUUGCUUUGCUCAUCUUGAGCUUGGAUUCAAGUUUUUGUCACUCAGUGAUGAAGUGAGUGGUGUUUUGGGCCAAACUUAUAGAAGGAACUACGUGAGCAGAGUUAAAAUGGGUGCUUUGAUGCCGGUAAUGGGAGGUGACAAAGACUUUGCAGCUUCAGGACUUUUUGAAGCUGAUUGCUCUGUAGCUAAAUUUCAAGCAGAAGAAUCUUGGAAUGAGGAUUUGUUGAAUUUGGAGCUGCCUAGCUUGAGAUGCAACAGUGGGAUUUAUGGACGUGGAGUUGUUUGCAAGCGCUAGAGUUUCUUGAUUGAGCAUUGUUGCUAAUAACUGACUAAAGAUUUCUAAAGAGAAUAAGGUUAGAAACCAUGGGAAUGUAACAAGAACUAUUGCUCAAUGGAAAAGUAUUAAGUUGGCGAAAAAGAAUAAGAUCAUUGUUUUUCUUUUGUAGUUGGAAAGUUGUAUUCUAAGUAAUUCACGGAAAAGAGCAAAGAAUUAUACUGUAUUAUACUUCUUCUUCUAAUAAGAUCAUAGUUUGACUCG